Molecule: messenger RNA, 999 nt
Organism: Rhizoctonia solani
Lineage: Eukaryota; Fungi; Basidiomycota; Agaricomycetes; Cantharellales; Ceratobasidiaceae
Product: basic region leucine zipper protein
Exons: 6
Coding region: 1-999 (332 amino acids)
Source: RefSeq, a predicted model, not a curated record
AUGUCGUCAACCACUGCUACCAGUAUCAAACGAUCACCCUCUAGCACACCCACACUUGGCACUCCUCCCGACACUCCGAGAGUAGUCGCCGAGAAAGCUGUUACGAUCGACCUAUCAACGCGCGAACCAGAUAUUAAAAGAGAGCUCGAGCGGUGGGAGAACAUUGUUUUUUCAUUUGGCAUGGAGGGCAAUAAUAGGCGAUCAAGCAGUCAAGAACAUUCAGGAGGACGUCAGUCUACAAAUAAUCCUCCUUCACAUCAGCUACCAGAAGGAAAUAUCCACCCAAACAUAGGAGGCGUACCUGGCUUUUCAGUGCCAUGGGACAUUCACCCAUUCUUCCCCACCGCUCAGUACGGCCAGCAGUCACCGUAUGAUGUGUUAGGGCUCGGGGCAAUGAAUACUAUCCCUUCGAAUCCACAGACCACUGGUAUUCCAGCCCAGUCCCAGAUCCAACCCUUGACUCCGGCCGAAAUUGCGCAAUACCAUGCACUUUCAACAACCCAGGCCCCUCCCGAAGCGUCUGCCUCAUCCUCUGCGCCUCCAUCUCGAGUCUCUCCUGCUCGAGGCCGAUCGACCAGUAGCGCCGGAGAAGUCCAGCUGAGGACAAACGACGCCGGAAUACUGCUGCAUCACAUAGCGAGAUUCCGGGUCAAAAAGAAGCAACGUACGAUGGAGCUUGAAAAGCUGUUAUUGAGCUUGAAGGUCGAGCAGAUGAACUCGAGAAGGAAGCAGUCGAACUUCGAAGGGAGAAUGGCUGGCUCAAGGAGAUGUUAUGAAACUGCACAGGCAGCCAAGUCAAGUCCAGGUGCAGGUCCAAGCGGAUCAGGCAGUCAGAAUAAUUCCAAAGAUAACGAUAAGAGCGAUGACGAUGCAGACAGCGGCAAGGAGCCUGUAGCGUACGACCCGGAUGGUCCUCCAAUAUAUUCUCCGUUUAUUUAUCACGAGCUGGAAUCAAGCCGGAACAAAACAUGGGGUAUCAUGGAGGGGGCUGGGAAGUAA